AUGGUCACCACUCUAGCCGCUCAUUUGGAAGACCUCGUAGGCGGUUCAGAAGAUUCGGCAGAUCGUGGACGCCGUCUGCUUGAUGAAUGGGGCAGCGUUCCUAAGAACACUGGUCGUGCAACCUCCGAUCCCGAAGAGCUGGACGAGAACAUACGCUGGGCCUCAGUGGUAGAUGUCUUUGUUCAAGGAUCCUCAAGUGAUGGCAAUGUCCGUGAUCAGGGUGCUCUCCUCUCGGAUAUUCUUUCGAAGCCCGCCCUCGAGCCGCUCCUCGAAACGUUGCUAUCUCUUUUGAUUUCUUCUCGCUCGGACGAUGAUAUUUCUGGGGAACUGGCUGAGCUGGUCGGAUUCGACAACAUUGACCUAUCCAGUAGCUUGAUCAGCAGCAGAAAAGAGGCGGCACAACAGAUAUCAGAGUAUCUUCAUACCCCCGCCGAUGCCAUACCUACCGGCGCGCAAGUCAGUGGGCGCAGAAAAGGCAAGCAUGUAGAAGGUAACACAUCUGCGAUUCAAGUCCUGGACCCCGAGGAGGCACGACGACGAAUGGAAGACGCUCUGCGAGCCAAUGCUGCCCGUCCUCUAUUCACGGGAACUGCACACGAUGCACCGGAGAUUCUCCCUCAUGUGUAUACUUCGUCUUCAAUCACUCAGGGGAACAUGCUGUCUCAUACAGGUCAACGAUACAUGCUCCCUUUGGGUACCACUCGCAACCACUUCGAGGACUGGGAAGAAGUCACUAUUCCACCUGCUAGGAUGGUUCCGCCGCGAGUAUCCGAACGGUUAAUACCCGUUGCCGAGUUGGAUCCUUUGGCACGGAAGUCUUUCCCUGGAUAUGCGUCGCUCAACAGGAUUCAAUCAAUCGUCUUCCCCACCGCCUAUAAAUCAAAUGAGAACAUGCUUGUCUGUGCUCCAACGGGUGCUGGUAAAACAGACGUCGCAAUGCUCACUGUACUGAGGGUCAUUGACCAGUACAUGGACCGUUCUGCGAAUCCUUCAAAUCUGGCGGCAACUAUCCACCGAGACCAAUUCAAGAUCAUCUAUGUAGCGCCGAUGAAGGCCCUGGCGGCCGAAAUUGUGCGAAAGCUAGGAAAGCGCUUGAAGUGGCUGAACAUUUCGGUGCGGGAACUAACAGGUGAUAUGCAACUCACGAAGCAGGAGAUCAAUGAGACCCAGAUCAUCGUAACGACCCCAGAAAAGUGGGACGUUGUCACCCGCAAACCUACGGGAGAAGGAGAGCUCGCAUCGAGGGUGAAGCUUUUGAUCAUCGAUGAAGUCCACCUCCUCAAUGACGAUCGAGGCGCCGUCAUUGAAACGAUUGUGGCGCGUACAUUGAGGCAGGUAAAUCUGUGCACCUUGCCGAACUACGUCGAUGUUGCGGACUUCCUUAGUGUGAACAAGCAAAGAGGUCUCUUCUACUUCGACUCGUCCUUCCGUCCCGUCCCUCUGGAGCAGCACUUCAUCGGUGUUAAGGGGAAACCAAAUAGCACGCCCUCGAAACGCAACCUCGAUCGCGUCACAUUUGAGAAGGUUAAAGAUAUGGUGCUCGAAGGCCACCAAGUCAUGGUCUUUGUCCACGCUCGGAAGGAGACCGUCAAGGCCGCGGAAGCUCUGAAAGAGGCUGCCCAGGCGGACGGCAAUUUGGACUACUUCAGUUGCCAAGAACAUCCACAAUAUGACUUCUUCCGCAGAGACAUAGGCAAAUCCCGCAACAAGGAAAUGAAGCAAUUGUUCGACCUUGGAUUCGGUAUCCAUCAUGCUGGUAUGCUUAGAGAAGACCGAAAUAUGAUGGAGCGGAUGUUCGACGCACGUGCGAUCAAGGUUCUCUGUUGUACUGCAACGCUUGCCUGGGGCGUCAAUUUGCCAGCUCAUGCAGUUGUCAUCAAGGGGACACAAGUGUACGACAGUGCAAAGGGUGCAUUCACCGAUCUGUCUGUGUUAGAUGUCCUGCAGGUACUUGGCCGUGCUGGACGUCCAGGUCUCGAGACCAGCGGUGUCGGAUUCAUCUGCACUACCGAAGACAAGCUCAACCACUACCUCGAUGCUGUAAUGUCUCAAGUCCCGAUCGAGUCGAGGUUUGUUACUGGAAUCAUCGAUUCCCUCAAUGCCGAGAUCGCACUGAAUCCGUUCCAAUACGGUAUCGGCUGGGACGAAAUCCAGAACGACCCUCAACUACAAGCAAAGCGCCGCCAGCUUAUCACUGCUGCCGCCAGACAACUUGCCGAGGUCCGGAUGAUUGCUUUUGAUCAGGCCGCGGCGAGCAUGUUCAUUACCGAUCUGGGGCGAAUUGCUGCCAAGUACUACAUCCGCUACAAAUCCAUCGAGAUCUUCAUCAACCGCUUCAAGCCAAAGAUGUCGGAGGCGGACGUAUUGGCGAUGCUGAGUGAAAGUACAGAGUUCGAGCAAGUCAAAUAUCGCCCAGAUGACUUCGCGCUCGUUUCCGACCAGGCGUACGCGGCGCAGAACGGCGGUCGCAUCAUCCGUGCUCUCUUGGAAAUCGCCAUCUCCCGCAAGUGGGCGAACGUCAGCGCUGUUCUCAUGGGCUUGAGCAAGGCUAUCGAGAAGCGCUUAUGGCCCUUCGACCAUCCCUUGAAGCAGUUCCAGCUCAAGCGGAGACGAUACGACUACGCCGUAUCGGAGCUUGCUGAAAUGAGCGCAGAGGAUAUCGGCAAGCUCAUUCACCUCAACGCCAUCCAAGGCGCCGCGAUACAGAAUGUGGCGAAGGAGUUUCCUACUGCUCGCAUCACUUAUUCUCUUCGACCUCUCGGGCCCGACGUCUUGAAGAUCGUCGUCAAGGUGGAGCCAACAUUCAAAUGGAACAGCAGACAACAUGGCUCUGUGGAACCUUUCUGGCUCUGGGUUGAAGACCAUGAUGGCGCAAAUAUCCUGCAACUCAGUCACCUUAUCUUCCGGCAAACAACAACCUGCAUCGAUGUCGACUUCGUCAUCUCGGUUCCAGAAAAGAAGCUGCCUCUGUCUGUCACUAUCCGCUACGUUUCAGACCGAUGGAUGGGCGCGGAAGAAGAAGUGACCGUACCUCUUGAAGACCUUGUCAUGCCUUCAUCUUCGGAGUCUCAUACCCCCCGUCUCGAUAUCCCCUUUCUUCCUCUCUCUGUGGUACAAAACCCAGCGCUGCAAACAGUCCUCUCUCAAAGGAUGCACGGAAGCCUCAACGCUAUUCAAAGCCAGGUCUUCUGGAGUAUAGUGAGGUCUCGUCAGCAUGCGCUGCUGUGCGCUCCGACAGGUUGUGGCAAAUCCAUCAUCGGUCAAGUGGCGAUAUGGGAGACGCUGAAAACCUCAUCAAGCAACUCUUGGGCUCUUGUUAUCGUGCCACACCGGAGCAUCGCAUACGACAUUCUGUCAGAGAUGCGACCAGCGUCGAAGGCAGCAGACGCAAGUGUUGAGCUCAGUACUACAGGGGUCUUUGACUUUUCAAACCGCAGAACCGUCCGAAUCAUCACCGCUUCUGACCUUCUAGCCGUCCUCUCUCGGCGCCCUGAAAUGAAAAAGUCCUUAAUGCAACUUCGCGUUGUGCUCUGCGAGAGCCUCGAAUUCCUCGACGACGUCUACGAGCUCGUCGUCUCGCUCCUCCUCCACGCCACGCAGCCCCACCCCGUCCGCUUCAUCGGCCUUUCCUCCUCGCUCAAUGACCCCGCGGAUCUCGCCGCCUGGCUCAACGUCGACCCGCUCGCGCUUCACGCCUUCCGCCCCUCCGACCGCGACCAAGCGCUCUCCACCGCGACCUUGACCUUCACGAUCCCCCAGUCUACCGCGCUGCUGAAGGCGAUGGCCAAACCCGCGCACGCCGCGAUCCAUGACGCCGAGCCCGCGCUCGUCUUCGUGCCCUCCCGCGCGCAGUGCGCGUCCGUCGCGCGCGACCUCCUCACCCAGUGCGCGCUCGCGACGGCGUCCAACGGGUUCCUGCCCCGGGACGCGGACGCGGCGCGCCUCGCGGACGUCCUCCGGCGCGUGCGCGACCGCGAGCUCGCGGACCUCCUCGCGCGCGGCGUCGGGCUGUGGCACGACGGCCUCGUGCGCCCGGACCGGCUCCUCGCGCUCGAGCUGUACGCGGAGGGCCUCGUCCGCGUGCUCGUCGUCCCGCGCGACGCUGCGGGCGCGCUGCCCGUGCGCGGCGCGACGGUCGUCGUGCUCGGGACGCAGUACGUGCACGCGCCCGCGGGGGCGGACACGGAGCGGCAGCUGCGCGAGUACCCGCUGCAGGAGGUCGUGCGGAUGCAGGGCAAAGCGGUGCGGCACGACGGCCGCGGCCGCUUCUUCCUGUUCUGCCAGGCGGAGGGCAAGGACACCGUCACGCGCUUCCUCGACGACGGGCUCCCGCUAGAGUCGCGCCUGCUCGAGACGGACGCGCUCCGGCGGUGGUGGAAGGACCGCCGCGCAGACGGUGGCGGGGUGGCGGACAAGCAGGCGGCGGUAGACGUGCUCUCGUUCACGUUCCUCGCGCGGCGGCUGGUCAGCAAUCCGGCGUACUACGACGCGCGGUCGACGGCGGUGAACGACCUCCUGUCGCGCAUCGUGGACGACUUGGACAAGUGA
Epithele typhae is the source of this 4548-nucleotide messenger RNA. RefSeq names its product Sec63-domain-containing protein. Lineage: Eukaryota; Fungi; Basidiomycota; Agaricomycetes; Polyporales; Epitheliaceae. The transcript is spliced from 25 exons. Bases 1 to 4548 code for a protein of 1515 amino acids. The record is from RefSeq and is a predicted model, not a curated record. Gene Ontology annotation, molecular function: ATP binding; nucleic acid binding; ATP hydrolysis activity.